Messenger RNA from Archocentrus centrarchus (flier cichlid), 3844 nucleotides. RefSeq names its product calpain-9. The transcript has 20 exons. Gene Ontology annotation, molecular function: calcium-dependent cysteine-type endopeptidase activity; calcium ion binding. Bases 114 to 2219 code for a protein of 701 amino acids. Gene Ontology annotation, biological process: proteolysis. Gene Ontology annotation, cellular component: cytoplasm. Lineage: Eukaryota; Metazoa; Chordata; Actinopteri; Cichliformes; Cichlidae. The record is from RefSeq and is a predicted model, not a curated record.
CUCAGGUGAGCAUCUACCUGUCUCUCACAGGGGGCGUGGCUUCUUAUCAGUUCGUGUUAAAAACAGGAAAGUCGGACUGCUGAAAGGUAGUUAGCGCACAGUUCGGGUUUGCCAUGAAAAAGUCUCGGAGUGUGUCUGAGAGCUCCCUGCCCCCGCCGGAGGAUGAUGUGGACUCGGUGUGCUCCGACGAGCUGCUGCGCUCUCAGUCCCGCCGCUGGCUGUCGGAUAUCCUGAGCGGGGACCUGCCGCCGGACAGCGGAGACUUGAGGACGGUGGGCCGGGACGGGCUGUUCGUGGACCCGAACUUCCCCCUGGGAGAGCUGGAGAUGCAGCCCGGGGUCAAGUGGAAACGACCAAAGGAACUCUGUCCAUCCCCUCAGUUCAUAGUAAAUGGAGCAACCAGGCUGGAUGUUUGCCAGGGAAAACUCAAUGACUGCUGGUUACUUUCGGCUAUAGCGUCUCUCUCCAUGUAUCAGCCGCUGCUCAGGAAGGUUAUGCCUCUGGAGCAGAGUUUCCAAGAUGGAUACAACGGUUGCUUCACCUUCAGGUUCUGGCAGUACGGUCAGUGGGAGGAGGUACGGAUCGAUGAUCUGCUGCCUACUAUAGACAACAAUCUGAUCUUCCUCAGCUCCCCCCAAAAAAACGAGUUCUGGAGCUCCCUGCUGGAGAAGGCCUACGCCAAGUUGAAGGGUGGUUACAGAGCUCUGGACAUGGGCUUCCCUCAUGAGGCCAUGGUGGAUAUGACAGGCGGUGUGACGGAGGUUUUGAUGGUGGCCUCGCUUCCCAGAGACCUGCCAGCCCUUCUCAGAUAUCUGCUGGCUAGAGGAGCACUCAUCAACUGUGCCAACUGCCAGGGUUCUCUGGAGAAGAGGAAUGGACUGGGGAUCUUGUUCAGACAUGCCUACUCUCUGACUGCAGUGGAGAAGGUGAAUACAGCACACGGCGCUGAAUAUUUGGUGCGAAUCCUCAAUCCCUGGGGCAACACAGAGUGGGAGGGACCCUGGAGUGACAUGAAGGGGUCAGAGUGGAACUCGGUGAGCAUCGAGGAGCAGAAACGUCUCGGCAGAGUCAGACGGGAGGACGGAGAGUUCUGGAUGUCAGUGUCAGACUUCAGGCAGAACUUCGAGGUGAUGGAGGUGUGUCACCUGAUCGACACUCUCAGCGUGCCAGGCUCCAGCAUGCUGCCGUGGAGCUGCAUCAUGCAUCAUGGGAACUGGGUGCCGAGCAUCACAGCAGGAGGCUCUCCUCAAGGCGGUUGGUUCUUUCAGAACCCUCAGUUCUACUUUGUUCUGUCGAAGGUGGACCACAACCUCGACAGCUCUCAGAAGACCUGCUCCUUCGUAUUGGCUCUGAUGCAGAAACACCAGAGACGCAGAGGUGUUGAUCUCGCCAUCGCCCUUCACAUAUACCCGGCCCAUCCUAAGAACACGUACCUGUCCCGCGAGGACCUGAGUGAGCUCCGCCCAGUCCUCUACAGCUCCCAGUACUUCGCACGGCGGGAGGUCGUUCUUCGCGGCUCGCUUCCACCAGGUUGCUACAUCAUCAUCCCCUCCACCGCAGAGUCCAAUCAGCAGGGAGCCUUCCUCCUGCGCGUGCUGACCGAGCAGGGCAACAAUGCCACACCAGCUCAAAAACCAGCAACAGAAGACAUGUCUCCAAUAACAGAGCUUUCCUUUCCUCACCAAGCCGCCCUUCCCUCACCUCAGGCUAUCAGACAGCUGUUUAAGAAGCACUGCAACAAGAAGGGAUUUUGCAAACCACUGCACCUCUACAACCUUCUGACUGAGGCCAUUAAGGGAGGAGUGCUGGCAGGAAGCGAGAAGUACUUGGCUUUGGAGCAGUGCAAGAGCCUGGUGGUCCUCAUGGAUAGCCAAGGCAUGGCUCAGCUAAGCUGGCCUGAGUUCCAGGGUCUGUGGGACAAGAUCAGGAGGUGGACGGAUAUCUUCCUGGUGUUUGACACGAACAAAUCUCAGCGCCUCGAGUAUCAAGAGGUCAUGUCCUCACUGAAAGCAGCAGGCAUCACGGUGGAUGAUUUGGUCAUGCAGCUGGUUGGACUGAGAUACACGGAGCCAGACUUGACCAUCAGUUACCCCGGCUUCCUGUACCUGCUGAUGAAGCUGGAGAGCAUGAUCCACAAAUUUCACGCACAUGACAUGAUGGGAAUGGGAACAGUAACUGUGAGCUACAGACAGUGGCUCCACAUGACCAUGUACAACUGACCUGAAGCGGUAAACUCGGACAGUUUCACCUGGAUUUUUUUCUGCUCUUUUCCAUGAUUGUAGCAUGUGGUGGGUUUUUGUGCCAAAUGUAUCAAAGUAAAUGUUUAUUGCAGCCAUAGACGACUGAAGCAAACUGAAAACUGAAUGUUUCUGAAGCAGUUUGUGUUUCCUCGUGUGUUUCAUCACGCACUCAAACAAUAGCGACGGAAAUGUCUUUAACAACUCUCCUGAGUCAUGGAAACAUCCGGAGUCAAAGGUCAAAGCAGGAGGAGCUGCUGUGAGGAAGUUUAUUAUUGACUCUGGUGAUGAGACUUCAGUGACUUCACCUUCAUUGUCCUGUCAGUCUGACAUCGUUUCUCUACUGUCUCUAAAUUAGAAAUAAUAAACACAGACCCCCCGCCCCCCCCCUCUGAAGUGUCCUUUACUCUGUACAGUGUGUGGCUCUCUGCAGUGACCAACACCACAGGGGAUCCUCUGAGAAACAACCCUCUGCCCUUCACUCAUGUCUGGAAUGUGUAAAUAUCCGUCUUCCAGCAUCAUUCCUCAGAGUGAGAGCAGUCAGAGACGCACAGACCAGUGUGUGUGUGUGUGUGUCUGUGUGUGUGUUUCCUGCUGGGUUUCUGUUGUGUUGGAUUAAACUGGAUUUCAGAGCUACAUGUGACAGUCACAGAGCCACACCCCUCAGUGGACGCUGUUCAAAGGAAUAUUUUUGCUUUUUUUAAAUCACUUUCUUUGUGCCUGAUUCCACAGCAGCAUAUUUAUAUGAAAAUAAAAGCCAUCAUCACAACAGGAUCAAACCAUUACAAACUGCAUGGGUUCCACCAGUGUUUGUUUCUACAACAACGACACACGUCCUGAGCCAACAACAUGAACAUGUUAUUGUGCUCUGAAAUUAGAGCACCGAACAAAGAGAUCAUGAAGAUGUUUUUAUUUAGAAAAAAGGAACUCAAACCAGUUUGAUGUGGUUUCCAGUCUCUGGCUGUUUUGGUUCUGUGUGAGUGUGGAACUUCAGACUGCUGUUUCAGAUGCUUUCAGAGUUUUCUGCUCUUGGCUCUGGAUGAUGCUAUAGAGAGAGGAUAUCCUAAUAUGGUCAUCUCAGGCACCCAGCAAUUCAAAUCUGCUGUUUACAGUGAGCAGCCAAUCAGAGGAACGUUGGCUUAAAGGAAGAGGUGUGUAAUUCCACCUUUUCAGAGGAGGAACUGAGGGGCUGAUUCUGAACUGUGAAUCAUGCAAAGCUACUGUGGUAGACUAAAAUAUGGAGCUGUAGACCUGAGCAGUCCUCUUUAGAGAUGAUUGCUGCACAGCCACUCUGAGCUGAUGUCUCUUUCCAUCUGAAGUUUUGGGUGAUUCUCUUCCGGUAGGACGAACCCCGACAGACUGGUUAGCCGGUCCCACUUUUUUCCCCCCACUGAUAUAAAGCACUGCUUCCUGCAGUGUCCUCAUGCAGUCACUUUCACUUCCUGUCGUUUUCACUUUUCCCUCUUUUAUAUGUUGUAUCCAGCUUUUUGAUAUUUCCCACCUGCUCUCAGAGCUUUUCCAAACAGAUGUUCGUGGUAACAAGCUGGACAAUUUUCCAAUAAAGUUGAAAUAUACAUUUUCUAAUAAAGCCCUAAUAAAGAAUAUUU